AUGCCUCCCAGCGUACCGCGCAAAAGGCUGCGCGAUGAGUCGCCCAAUCCAAGCAAGUCAAAACGAAGGCAAGUGGCCAAAACUGCAGCCGCACCGCCUCCGUCGUCGACCGGUCGUAAGCGCAAGGCAACACUAUACGAUGACCUCGACGCCUCCGCUGCCUCAGUUGCCAAAUCCAGCAAGACGUUUCUGGAGAGCCUCGACGACAGCGAGGAUGGCAGCUCCUUGAGCGACCUUUCGGACGGAGACUUUGAGGAUGUUCCAAUCGCGAAACGACAUGUGACCGUGGGGUCUGGCGAUGACGACGAGGAUGAAGAUGACGAUGACAUUGAGUUUGAGGACGUCCCUGCGCCGAGGACGUCAAUGCUCGACACUUCGGUCGGCACCGGUGACCUGGAAUUGACCCUGCACCGCGACACCCGGAUCUCCCUGACCAACCCGUUUGGCGACAAGAAGGGCCCUUCGAAGAUCGAAAGGAGGGUUCGGAUAGCAACCCACUGUGUGCACGUGCAGCAUCUUCUCUGGCACAAUGCCAUUCGAAAUGCUUGGCUCUGUGAUCAUGAGGUGCAGGCUACCUUGAUGUCGCACAUUCCGCCCCGGCUCUUCGACGAAGUCGACCGUUGGAGGACCGCUAGUGGACUGGACGGGAAGUUCAAGAAAGCAUCUGAAACGAAACCUAAAGCCAAGCCAAAGCGGCGCACAAAAGUCCAGAAGGCUGACGAUGAAGAUUCCCGAGACUGGGGGCCAGCCGCCGAUCGUUUGGAAGAAGGUGCCGUUGACAUGAGCCAUGGCGAUCCCCUGUUCCGACUGAUGAAGAGUUUGAGCUCCUGGUGGAAGCAGCGUUUUCAGGUCACCGCGCCCGGCAUUCGCAAGUUGGGCUAUAUGUCUCUUGAGCGUCUCGACAGGCUGACUAAAGAGUGGGCAAAUGCCAGCGAAGACGUAAAGCUUCACGGAGAAAGGAUUCCUGAUCUCGAUGGCUUUCGAUCGUGUGCCGCGGCUUGCUCUGGAAGUCGCGAUGUUGGCGCGCAGCUCUUUACGGCAUUGCUGCGCGCUCUAGGCCUUGAGGCUCGGAUGGUUGCUAAUCUACAACCCUUGGGCUUUGGCUGGACAAAGGCAGAGGAUGCCGAUGCAGAGAAGGACACAAGUACAUUGGCAGCCGUGCAGCGGAGCAAAUUGGCCGCAGAGGGCGACUCGCCUUCGAAAAAGAACCUCGGCGUCAAGAAAUCCACUCAGCAAACGAAAAGGAAACCGCCAGCAAAAACAAUUAAUGGGAGAUCAGUCCGACGUAAGAGCGUUAAAGACGAGGCCGGGGAUUCCGAUGAGCCUGAUACGCUGAUAUCAGUCGUUCCAGACAGCGAUGAAGACUCUGUUGUCGAGCUCGAUGUGGCGCCGAGCAAGCCCGCCAGCAUCAAGAAAUUCGACCAGGACCUCGAAUAUCCUCAUUACUGGACUGAGGUGUUGUCGCCAGUCACCAAGAUAUACCUGCCGGUCGACCCAAUUGUGAAGAAAGUCAUUGCAACCAACCGCGAGCUUAUCGAAUCGCUGGAGCCAAGGGGCAGCAAAGCCGACAAAGCGCGACAAGUUAUGGCAUAUGUCGUUGGCUAUUCCCAAGACGGCACAGCCAAAGAUGUCACGGUCAGGUACCUCAAGCGACAGACUUUACCUGGCAGAACCAAAGGAAUGAGGAUGCCAUUAGAGAAGAUACCUGUUCACGACAAGAGGGGGAAAAUAAAGAGAUACAACCAUUUCGACUGGUUCAAGUCAGCUCUCCAAGGCUUUGUUCGGGGGAGCCGGAAGUAUCCCAUUACGGAAGUGGACGAAAAGGAAGACUCAACCGACCUGAAGCCGGCCAAACCUGAGAAGAAGGAGGUAAAAGAAGGCGAGGAAACGCUGCAGUAUUAUAAACAGUCCACGGAAUUCUGUCUCGAGCGGCACUUAAAGCGCGAGGAGGCGCUUCUUCCUACUGCGGAAGCGGUCAAAAUGUUCCGAAACAAAGGCAAGGCCAAGGAUAAGGCCAAGGAUAAAGGUGAAGACGGCGCCGAAGAGCCAGUAUAUGCCAGAAAGGAUGUCGUCAAUGUCAAGAGCGCAGAGACGUGGCACAAGCAGGGACGGGCGCCACGAGCAGGUGAACUACCACUAAAGAAGGUGCCGUACCGUGCCGCGACAACGAACAGGAGACGGGAGCUCGCUGAAGCCGAGGCUAUCAGUGGGCAAAAGGUGUUGCAGGGGCUUUACAGUUUCGACCAAACCGACUGGAUCAUACCUCCACCGAUCAAGGAUGGGAUCAUCCCGAAGAAUGACUAUGGCAACAUCGACCUGUUCGCAGAGCACAUGUGUCCGGAAGGAGCCGUCCAUAUUCCCUUUCGAGGGGUGGUCAAGGUGUGUAAGAGAUUGCAAAUCGACUUUGCUGAGGCUGUCGUGGACUUUGAGUUCGGCCACCGCAUGGCUGUACCUGUCAUACAAGGUGUUGUCGUUGCUGAGGAGCACCACGAUCGGGUGAUGGAAGAGCUCCGAAAGGACGAGGCGGAGAAAGCUCGUAAGGAAGAUGAGAAGCGGCGCAAAGAAGCAUUGCGGCUUUGGAGCAAGUUUCUCAAAGGGCUACGAAUCGUAGAGCGAAUUCGACAAGACUAUGGACACGUAGAGGACGACGUUCAGAUUUUCGGCCGAAAAACUGGGGGCGCUGGCGACGACGACCUGGACGAGGAGAUCGAUAGACCGGCUGCGUUCGACGGCGACCCCGAUAUGGCUGGCGGCUUUCUUCCCGCUGGACAUGACGAUGACCUGGCCGGUGGUUUCCUGCCAGAUGACCAAGACGCGGCGGAAAGUACGACUCAACCCCCAGCGAGGAAGGUCACCUCUAGCUUUUUCCCGCCUAUUGAUGACGACGAAGAGGAAGGCCUGGAUGAUCUGGUCGUUGAUCACGGUGAAGACCGAGAUGGAACCUCAAGUAAGGUCGAUGCAGUCCAAGAGCUAUCCGAUCAAUCCGACAAUGUCGAACCUGAGGAGGCUAGUCAGUCUGAUACUCUGCCUGCACCUAAGAAGGCGCAACCUCGGGCUAAACGACGAGCAGCGCCACGGCGUUCCACAAGGCGCCGCCAAAGGGUCAUGGUGUCAGAAAGUGAGGAUGAAGAAGAAGAAGAAGACGAUUUCGAGUCCAAUGGUUCGGACGGUGAUUACAAGUGA
Verticillium dahliae VdLs.17 is the source of this 3183-nucleotide messenger RNA. Its product is annotated as DNA repair protein rhp41. Gene Ontology annotation, cellular component: nucleotide-excision repair factor 2 complex; cytoplasm; XPC complex. Gene Ontology annotation, molecular function: single-stranded DNA binding; damaged DNA binding. The coding region runs from base 1 to 3183 and encodes 1060 amino acids. Gene Ontology annotation, biological process: mismatch repair; nucleotide-excision repair. The record is from RefSeq and is a predicted model, not a curated record. The transcript has a single exon. Lineage: Eukaryota; Fungi; Ascomycota; Sordariomycetes; Glomerellales; Plectosphaerellaceae.